CUUCGAGACAAUUGCGAACUCUCGGGCAUAAUAGGUAGUUUGCAAAUGCAGUAUACUUAGUACACCUGUUCAAGAUAGCGAUAAUUAUUUUUUUCGUUUUGGAUUCCAGUCCUCGCAAGGGGCAAACCUGGUUCAACUUCGCAAAAAUGAGAUGGCUUCGAUUCGUGCUCUUGCCGUGAAUUCGGCGCCCGCCCGUCUCUCGAUUUUAUUACUGUGUCGCGACGGACUGUAGGGGGCUGCAGAAGGUCGACGGAUCAGUGGCCAUUCUUCGCGAUAGUUGCAACAAAAUGCCGCCAGCCGAAUCUCGUGCAGAAGAAAUUGGCACAGCGUCGUCUUCGCGACCCCAAUUUCCAGGCGCCAGCAGUAACAACACUGCAGUGCUGCACGGCUCGGCCGCGCAGAAUAGCGGGUCCAUUUUUCCAGGAAAUGAGCCGCAAAGGUCGAUCUUUAAUGCCAACGGACACGCCUUCAAAUGGACUCGCAGCGACAAUGAAAUUGACCGCGGACUAAUCAGUGGAAGCCAUGACGAGAUGGCGUGUGGUGGCAGCAUGUUUUCGGAUUGCGAGGAUUGCAGCAUCGACGAGGAGAAUAGCGAAGGCGACGUCGAACCCGCUCUGCGAAGCGUUGUGCGCUCUGCACCUGAUGGAGCUUCGGCACUGGCGAUGAACUUUCAGCAGAGAUUGUUACAUGCGGUCCGAGGACUAGACCAGGAACAGCGCCUGAAACCUGAAGAGCUACGCACUCACCUCGAACAUCUCGUAGCGAUAGCCGACUCGCGCGAGCUGCUGGUUAAUGACAAGCCUUUGUGGGAAGGGUUUGUUGCAUGUCAGACACGCGAGGGCGCAGCUGCGUUUCUGGCGAAGAACAAUCCGUAUUAUGUUUAUAUGUAGUGCACUGCAAGCAGUAAAAUAAUUUACCCUGAGUAUCGUUUUCCAACUUUUGUUCUAGGUGUUUAAAUUAAUAUGUAGUCGUAGUAGUAGUAGUAGUGAUUCCCAGCAAGGGGAGAGAGUAUGCGCAUGCUUUUGAUUUGUGGAGUGAUUCCCAGUAGUAUGCCAAAUAAUAUGCGCAUGAUUUUGAUUUUCACGCGUGGUUCAGAAUUUAUCACCUACUUUUUAACGCUGUGGCGCCACAUGAAUUUACGUUGCAUCUGACAGGUUUCGUAUCAGUUGGCGGCAAUUGGCAACAAUGCAAGGUUCUGCGCAGGACAAGGGGUUACAGGCAGGGCAAUCCGCAGCGAAGCGACAGCGAGUUAAUACCCCGAAGGCCCAGGGGCCAGCGAACAAGCAAGGAGCGCAAUCGUCACAGCCAAAAAGAUAUCCAAAUCAAAGACAUGUUCUCUAAAUCCAAUUUUCCAUCGACGAGCAGGCAUCGUGUCGAACAGUGGUGAAGGUAUUGUGCGUGCGUGCCGAGUAGAAGAUGAGGUCAGCAUGACAACCAAAAUGUUUCUGUAUCACGCUACAUCGGACACUGCGCAUGGGUGUUUGUGCAGCGCCUGCGCAGGUUUAUCUUUUGAUGUUACAACGCAAGAUGACACAUCUCUGACACUGCGAACAAACGCCGCAGACGGUCAUGUGCUGAUCUGCAAGGGCGGGAAGGACUGGGUGUAACAUGGUUUUUUUCAUUUGGAGAAAUACAUCAAGACAACAGCCAUUGCCCACGGGUCCGCCGUCGGAGCAGCCCAUCGCGGAAACGCAAAGGCGACGCACUCUAAGCAGGUGGCCAGCGGGACGAAUAGCACGAAGAAAAAAAAUGGUAAAAAUGAGAAGACAAUUUCGAGUAGCGGUAGCUUGGCGCAGCGAGUCCUAUCAAUUGCAAAUAUGUCUGGGUCUGGAAGAUUCCUCUGAGACUUGUCACGCAUGUUUUGCAUGAGCCCUCGUGAUGGGUGUGGUGCAUGCCCUGGCGUCACAGAUUUUUGAAGGCUUCUUGAUGCCUAUCCCGCAUGACAAAUGCCCCCUCCGCGUAACAACAAUUAGACUCAUUUUGCUGCCCAGGCAAUACCUCGGGUCCAAUCCCGCACUGAAGCUUGGCCUAGUCUUCCCGACAUCAUGCCUCGAGGCAUUGGUCGUGAAGGGGAUGACUAUGGGUCGAGGGGCAAAAAGGCUCAUGCAAUACAGAUAUUUUUUGAAUCCAAAUGCAGCGUCACAAGUUGCAUUCUUCCAGACUCAGACAUAUUUGCACUUGAUAGGGCCAGCAAAGGAAGAAAAACAAUAGUGCUGUUGCCAUUAGUGGCGCCGACCCCCCGGUUGCAGUCACGACCACGAACAAGCGACCGGCCGAGACGGACCUAGAGGAUAUGGACGGCCCUACGGGAAAAGUCAACGAGUUGGCCAGCGGACUUUUGCAAAAGAUCCGAAUCUCGAUGGGGUAUGUUAUUUCACGGGAAUACGUCGCUCAAAUUGACAGAUUCGAGCACCUUUUCGCGAAGACAGAGCAACACGACCUUGCGGAUUCGAGCUUCCAAGGCACAAGCGCGCCACUGUUCCUCACCAACGGCAAUGAGGAAGCCUUCGGCAUCCAUCGCACCAAACGCAUCGGCGACGACAUCGAAGCACUUUACUCGCUGUACAAAAUCGUGCUGAAUUAUGCCCGGUAAAGCACAUUGUCCAAAAUCAUUUUCAUACGAAACGCAGGAGCGUAGGCGGAAAGAGUGCAUAAUCAUUCUAGCGCAACAUGGUGUUCGCUCCGCAUGAGGUAGAGGCACCAGACUUUCAUACAACCGAAAAAGGAAGAGCAAGAGAUCGACUUGGGUUUUCCAUGUACACUUCUGCGAAAAGGUUAAGGUUUGGGGAUGAUUUGGAACAUGCAUAUGCUAGCUGUUACCAAUCAAGACUUAGCGGAAUGCGAGCUCUACCGUGCCGCGUUUAUGGUGCAACCGUUUCUGCGUUUUAUCUUACGAUAGUAAAGUGAAGUAGUUAUGGCCCUCGAAAAACUGGUCUACCAGAUUGGAAAAUGCAUUGAUUUGCAUUGCAUGUCCGACCGCAUCGUGCGCGGGACCUGAAGUUUUAAGAUCAUUGAACCGGUACAGAUUGAUUGGUGACCAGUCUCAACAACUGUAGAGGCCUUUCUCUCUCGUUCGAACUAUUGGCCAUUGCAACCUUCUCGUCUGAAUACGUUCGUGAUGAACACUACGAGCCAACACUCUUUGUGGGGGAUUCGCGAAGGUGCGCUAUCUGCGGGCAAUGGCGCUCUAAGACGGAGGAGAUCAACGGGUAUUUUUGGCUUUUCGAAAAAUAAAGUUUUUAAGCAAAGAACAUUUUUUGGCUACGUCGCCGCUUUUUACCUCCGCGCAAGCAUGUCUCGGACAGCACGGCUGACAACCCUGCACCCCAGAAUUUCUAAGUAUGGUAGCUGCAAUGUACUUAUAUACAGCUGUGGAAAAAAAUUCGAAAAAGGUAUAGAGUGUGUCCCUACGCUCCUGGCUGCGGAUCAUGUCAUUUUCUCGCGGAGAAGCUCCGAGAAAGGACGGAAGCAAGGCAAGUUGGGAGAAACCCUACGUCGACAAAGCGCGGAACCCAGGACCUCAUUCUUGAAACGGAGGUGAACGUGAAACCAUGCCGGCAGGUCCAUGUGCUCAUUGUGACGACCAAGAAACGGAGAAACGUGCGCUACGUGGCCAAGGGAUACAUCGUCCAAGAGAGCGGGCGCGACACGGUCGUCUUGUCCGGGAAGGAUGCGCGCGACGGCUUGUUGUCGAGCGAGCAGCAGAAGGCGGGGACGAAGCAAGCCGGCCCCCUGUCCGCUGCAGCGCCUGGCGACACAAAACAGUGCGGCGAGGGGAAAGGAGCAAGUUCGAGUGAGAAAGACACGAGGACCGGGAGCAUGAAAGUGCAAGGUGAUGGUGCACCGCAGGCGAAUCCCGGAAAUGCGCCCCUUGCUGGCCUCGACGGGCAGGGCGUCUUUGUCGACGGUAAGAACCAGCAGAAAAAAAGGCCGAUCCAGGUUAACGAGGACGAAGAGGCUGCACUGUUGCAACACGAAGCCCAAAUGUUGCACGACCUGAACAAGGAUGACGACAGCGCCCUCGUUGUAGCACUCGCUUACAAGCAAGCGCACCACAGGGACCGGGACGGCGAGCGAGUGCAGGGAGUGACGGCGAACGAACGCCUCGCGUCAUUCCGGAUUAACGGCAAGCUGUACACAGGGCUGUUGAUGGAACACGCAGGCGAAACGAUCGAAAAAUAUGUGCUGAACCACCAGGAGGAUGAGUUCGGGUUCGAGAAGCUCGCGCCCAUUCUGUUGGCGAUAGGGCGCGCAGUGAAACACGUCUGGAAAAAUGGUGUAGUCCAUAAUGACUUUCGUCAGCCGAACGCCUGCUAUGACGAAAAGGACAAAGUGACCAUCAUUGACUUGGAACACUCGAAGCGAAUCGUCAACAUCACCCAAACCGACGACGCUGCGUUUUUCCGGCGUGUUUUUUGUGGAGGAGCGGCGCCCGUGCUGUACUCAAAGGCGCUCUGCACAACGGCAGUCCCGCGAGCACUACCGUACACGAAAAAAUCCGCUCAAACCAUCCCAGUCACCUUUCCCUAUGUCAGCCCCAGCCUCUGUUUUGCUUUCAGCAAACUUGGCACAGGCGGCAUCACAGUCGAUCUGUUCCACCAAGAUCUUUACCAGUUCGCCAUCAUGCUGUACAACGUCACUAAAGGUUUGUGGCGUGACGUAUCCGAUGCGUCCGCGGGGAACGCAUGUGGCCGCUUCUGCGCUGCCUUACCGCACGUUAGCGAGUGCCUCGUCGGUCCCAGCUCUGGCGAACAGCCCUUGUCGCCCCAGGAGAAGUGCAAGCAGCUGCUUCACCGCUUUCAAACGGACAUGCAGAGCGUACGCGAUGCCCUGUGUCCACUUGUAGCGGGUGCGCUAGGCGAGGAUGCGGCGGAAUAUUUACGAACCCAAGUCCUUGUGGAUCCGGAGCUGGCUUUCAUAGCACAGCAGCCACCUGCGCUCCUAGUCCGACCGGAGAGACUGAACGACGAUCGGUUAGCGCCGCUUGAGGUGCCAUAGGCACGGGCUGUUGUUUUAUGUUGCAAAAUGCAAGUUCAGUAUGCUUCGCUUAUUGUACUCGGAAUUUUUUGCUUUCCUGUUAUAUUGAUUUCUUGCUGAGGAAUUACGAAUAUGACCGACCGGACCCGCAGAAUCUGAAAAAAUACACACAUGGCAGAAAUAGUGUUUACCUCGAGGUCUUCGAAGAUGAUACGUCCCUCCCUCUCUGUCGCAUACAAUGUGAUUAGUGCGGAGCUGGAAAAUGCGAACGACCUUCCGUGUCCAACGGUCAACACAGAUGUUUAAGAGCACUUCAGCGCAACCAACCACAAACCAACAUAUCUACUUGUACUCAGCAUCGUUAUUGGGUGUCAUGCUGCUACUGGAGUAGAAGUAGGGUAUGAAUAUGAAAGAUAAUACUGCCGUGAC
Messenger RNA from Amoebophrya sp. A120, 5406 nucleotides. The record is from the annotation of a GenBank genome assembly. NCBI's taxonomy places the organism in Eukaryota, Dinophyceae, Syndiniales, Amoebophryaceae.